UUGACGGAACAGAUAGAGCCAUCGAAGAACGAGGCGGAGCUAUGACGCCGCUUUCUAUAUCGGCAUCACCUUCGCCGCCGCGUCCACUUCUAUCUCCGCCACUAUCUUCACCGUCGCUAAACAGACCUGCUCCAUCUAUUGUUUCCCCUUUCUCUCGAAUCAACCAUGGCUUCUCGUGCUCUUUCGUCUCCGUCCAACGCUUCGCUCUAAGCCGCAAUACGCAGAGAAAAGCAAGGAAGCAGUUACAGGUGGUGGCUAUGGCUCCUGAAGAAGAGAAGCUCACUCGUCGCAACCCUCUCGAUUUCCCUAUCGUUAGUAUCUGUUUCCUUCAAUUCCUCUUAGAAAUUGCAUACAGAUUCGUCGAAAUUUCACAUUGUUACUGUGCUUGUAAUGUUUUGUAGAAUGUCAAUUUUAUAUAGAAACUUGAAAUUCAGUCACAAGAUUGUUUGGAUUAUGAAAUUUUCAUGAGCAGAUUCUUGUUCUGUGCCUGUAGUAUCAUACUUAU
Arabidopsis arenosa is the source of this 505-nucleotide messenger RNA. Lineage: Eukaryota; Viridiplantae; Streptophyta; Magnoliopsida; Brassicales; Brassicaceae. The record is from the annotation of a GenBank genome assembly.